UUUUUUUUAUUUUUACAAGUAGUAUCCAAUUUUAAUUGGUUUAUUAAUUGUUUGUCAACCGCUAUGCAUAUUUCCUUUACCUUGAUGUUAAAGUACAAUAAGAAAUAUAUCUAUAAGCAAAAUCUUAUUUAAUUUUCGUUCUGCAAACUGAAAUUUAUAGGCUAUUAGAAAGAAACACUUACUCAGACUUCCUACUGCAUAUAGUGAAAGUUUGGGCAAUUAUAAGGAAAUAAUUUACUGCAAAACAUGGAAAGUCAGGAUCAUAAAGAACGUACCAAACGCGAUGUAUGCGUCGGCAUAUGUGCAGUUAUAUCAGCAUUCUUAUGGCUUGGAGCAGUGACUCUUGGUAUUCUGGUCGACGCAAAUGGGAUGUGUUUCAACAAUCUAAGAUUCGCAAUAUUUCGAAACAAGAGUCACGUGAUUUUCGAUUCAUGGAUGACUGAUUUAACGCCCCCAAAAUGGACGCACGCGAUAUGGGAGUUCAUAUAUACAUGGAACAUGCUAUGGGUGGCUUAUUGCGUGGCAACUAUGUGCAGGCCAGUGGCUAAAAGAAAAGAUAAAAAGGUCAACAAAAAUAUUGAACUGUUUCCCGCAAAGUUUCACGUCACGUGGUGCGCGUGCUCACUGACUCAUGUUGGUUGGUUAUUGUUGUGGGACCGAGAAGCCUUUGUUGCGUCACUAUUCCUACAAUUGUUCGUCAUAACCGGAUCCAUCUUGGCCCUUAUUACGUCACACAAAGCAGUUUAUGGUGUUGGAGCAUUGCUGCAAUACAAACGUCCAUGGGAUCUCUGGGUUGCUCGAACUCUGGUUCAAAAUGGGAUUUCCGUUUUGUUGACUUGGAGCAUUUAUCUGCUGAUCAUAAACGUGAUAAUUCUGAUGACCUACCAAGCUCAAUUGCCUAUGCACAUUACAAGUACAAUAGCCCUCGCUGUCUUUGGCGGAAUCGUGCUGCUAUGGUUUAUUAUAGAGAUGGCAGUUUUCGAUCGUUGGACGAGAUAUACUUUUACAAUCUAUCCCACAGUUGCUUGGAUAGCCUGUGGCAUAAUAGUUCGCCAGUUCUACCCUUGGUCACCAGUUACCAUUUGUGCAAUCACUCUGUUAUGCCUUGCUGUUUUGAUACUGGUAAUAAGGGUGCCAAUUGUCGUUUGGCGAAGCUACAGCGACCCAUUAUACGUGGAACAGACGAUUGAAACGAAAAUGGUAGCGGUGACCCCGCCCACACAAUGUAUCACGACAAUUCUUUAAUCAUUGGUGUUUUCUAAAGCAUAAUAUAAUACAAUCCUGCUGUAAAUACACAGUCAAAUAAAUAUCUACUGCCAAUCAAG
Ciona intestinalis (vase tunicate) is the source of this 1325-nucleotide messenger RNA. RefSeq lists its product as uncharacterized. The record is from RefSeq and is a predicted model, not a curated record. NCBI's taxonomy places the organism in Eukaryota, Metazoa, Chordata, Ascidiacea, Phlebobranchia, Cionidae.